GAGACAAGCACAACCCACAGACAGCAACUGUAGCUACUCUCUAGAACAAGGCGACCUCUGAGCUAUAUUCUUUCCCAGAAAAGAUGUGCUGAUAUUGGAGAAGAGAUCACGGCAACAAUGGAAUACCAGAUAUUGAAAAUAUCUCCCUGUCUGCUGGUUCUUCUGUUUUUUAUACCCACUGUUCUGGGUAUCUGUCCUUCUAACUGUACAUGCUCAGGAAACGACAGGAAUGUGGACUGUUCAGGUAGAAACUUAACUAUACUGCCACAUGGACUUCAAGACAAUAUUACAUAUUUAAAUCUGUCCUUUAACCAGUUCGUAGAUCUCGACCAUCAGCUAACAAGAUUCACCAAUUUGAGGACCCUUGAUAUUUCAAACAAUUGGCUCAAGAAUGUUCCUGCACAUCUGCCCAAGUCCUUAUGGGAAUUAUAUGCCAGAAACAACAACAUUAAAGUUCUUCAGAAACUUGACACCGCUUACCAGUGGAAUCUUAGAGUGCUCGACGUUUCCAGGAAUAUGGUGGAAAGAGCUGUUCUGAUCAACAACACCCUGAGCAGUCUCAAGUUUCUCAAUCUCAGUAGCAACAAACUUUGGACAGUUCCAACCAACAUCCCCUACAACAUAGAGAUGGUGGAUCUAUCCAACAACUUCUUGUCCCAGAUACUCCCAGGAACGUUGCUGAGGCUACAGCACCUCACAAGCCUCUACCUGCACAACAACAAGUUCACAUACAUUCCUGACAAGGCUUUUGACCAGCUCUUGCAGCUCCAAGUAGUAACACUGUACAACAACCCAUGGGCCUGCAGUGAUGAACAGAAUAUCCCAUAUUUGCUGAAGUGGGUGCAGGAAACAGCUGCCAGUGUGGUGGGGGCUCCCUGUGCCAACCGUUCCAUGCUCUGGGUCCAUGGCACCCCUACUCCCCCCAGCACAGACUCCAGCCUCAUGAUUAAGGGAAUGAAGGCAGCAGAUCAAGCUUCUUCCCCAGUGGCAACUGAACCAAGCAAAAUGACCAAAGUGCAUAAACAGUUUAAAGCCAAGGAGGUGACUACCUUGGCAACCUUCAGCCAGACCAUACUGUUCACAAGCACAGAGCGACCACCGCUCCUCUACCCAGAAGACCUGACAACUGGGAAGGUUGGCUCUCAAGAAGCAGCUGCCACACACACCAUCUACAUCAAAGAUUCAACCGAGGUGAACUCAAGCCUGGCUCGUUCAACAGGAUCAUCCACUACUCCUAUGACUUUAAGUAUCACCAGUGGAAUGCCAACAAACUACUCCAAAAUGCCUCAGAGCACAACUGCUACCUUAAGGAAAGAGGAAUCCACAACAAACGUUUUGAAUACUCAUCAGCCCUCCAGAGCAAGUAUCUGUGAGAUAUAUUUGGUUUAUGUCGUUAUGCUUAAUGCUGUGGCAAUGUUUAUUGGCUAA
Messenger RNA from Chaetura pelagica (chimney swift), 1428 nucleotides. It is a transcript of the gene OMG, whose product is annotated as oligodendrocyte myelin glycoprotein. Gene Ontology annotation, molecular function: protein binding. The transcript is spliced from 2 exons. NCBI's taxonomy places the organism in Eukaryota, Metazoa, Chordata, Aves, Apodiformes, Apodidae. The record is from RefSeq and is a predicted model, not a curated record. The coding region runs from base 118 to 1428 and encodes 436 amino acids. Gene Ontology annotation, biological process: neuron projection regeneration.